AAAAAGAGACAUUGAAUUCACGUAAAAGAACAUGUGAACGGUGAAUAGUAGAAGACAUUUUUUCUUUCCUCCCCUCCUCUCUCCUCGUCUUUAUGUCUCCAAAUUAACUGUCAGGGCCCAGUUCUGACAGAAGGUCUCCAGCAGAUCCAGGUGCUGCUGUAAGCCUUGUUUGGAGGGCGAGAGCAGCACCAGGUCAUCUGCAAAGAGCAGGAAUUUAACUUCUGUAUUGUUUAGUGGGAGUCCAGGAGCUGUAGAUUGUUCCAGUAACACAGCUAGCUCAUUAACAUAGAUGUUGAACAGGGUAGGACUCAAGCUACAGCCCUGUCUCACCCCAUGCCCCUGAGUGAAGUAUUCUGUUCUGCUGUUAUCAAUUUUCUCAGCACUUUUGUUGUCCAUAUACAUGGAUUUGAUUAUAUCAUAUAUUUCACACCCUACACCGCUUUGUAAAGUUUUAUAAAAUAAUCCAUCAUACCAAAUUGAGUCAAAUGCUUUCCUAAAAUCACCAAAACAAGCAAAGAUUUUACUUUUGUUUGCUUGAACAACAUGUUUGUUGAUUAGGGUGUGUAGGGUGUAGAUGUGGUCAGUGGUAAGAUGUUUUGUUGAUUAGGGUGUGUAGGGUGUAGAUGUGGUCAGUGGUAAGAUGUUUUGUUGAUUAGGGUGUGUAGGGUGUAGAUGUGGUCAGUGGUAUGAUGUUUUGGUGAUUAGGGUGUGUAGGGUGUAGAUGUGGUCAGUGGUAUGAUGUUUUGGUGAUUAGGGUGUGUAGGGUGUAGAUGUGGUCAGUGGUAUGAUGUUUUGGUGAUUAGGGUGUGUAGGGUGUAGAUGUGGUCAGUGGUAAGAUGUUUUGUUGAUUAGGGUGUGUAGGGUGUAAAUGUGGUCAGUGGUAUGAUGUUUUGUUGAUUAGGGUGUGUAGGGUGUAGAUGUGGUCAGUGGUAUGAUGUUUUGUUGAUUAGGGUGUGUAGGGUGUAGAUGUGGUCAGUGGUAUGAUGUUUUGUUGAUUAGGGUGUGUAGGGUGUAGAUGUGGUCAGUGGUAUGAUGUUUUGGUGAUUAGGGUGUGUAGGGUGUAGAUGUGGUCAGUGGUAAGAUGUUUUGUUGAUUAGGGUGUGUAGGGUGUAGAUGUGGUCAGUGGUACGGUGUUUUGGUGAUUAGGGUGUGUAGUGUGUAGAUGUGGUCAGUGGUACGGUGUUUUGGUGAUUAGGGUGUGUAGGGUGUAGAUGUGGUCAGUGGUACGGUGUUUUGGUGAUUAGGGUGUGUAGGGUGUAGAUGUGGUCAGUGGUACGGUGUUUUGGUAAGAAGCCAAUCUGACCUUUACUCAGGACAUUGUGUUCGGUAAGGAAGACCUGUAGACGGGUGUUUAGAAUACAGCAGAAAACCUUCCCCAGGUAACUGUUCACACAGAUGCCUCGGUAGUUAUUGGGUUCAAAUUUGUCUCCACUAUUUGCACUAACUGUAUAUCGCCUCUUUACUAUAUUCAGCAUUUUUACAGACUGUUCAUGUUUAUUGUGUUAUUACUGAUCCACAUCUCUAACUAGACUACAUAUUGCACAAGUGUAUAUUGACUUCACUACUUCUCAGCAAUAAUAUAGACUGUCUGUUUAUAUAUACUGCGUUAUAACUGAUCACUGGGUCCACAUCACUAUCUUGCCCACAAUUUAAUUUUGCACUAACUGUAUUCUGACUCUUUACUACUUCUCAGCAAGGUUAUAGAUUGUCUAUCUCAUGUAUAUUAUGUAUUCACCUUACCACUUUUGCAUAUCCAUCGACUUACUUACACCUCACUUUGUGCCGGCUUGAACUGCCUACUUAAUCUGUACCUUUGUUUGUAUUUAUUUUUCUUGUGCUAUGUUGAAUGUGAAUCUACUGGAUAUGUUGUCUUGUACGCUUACGCUUUUCUUGGCCAGGUCGCCGUUGUAAAUGAGAACCUGUUCUCCAUGGCCUACCUGGUUAAAUAAAGGUUAAAUAAAAAAAUAAAAACACCUAAAGAUAGGGGAUAUAAGCCCCCUGUUCCAGACCUCAGGGAAGCAGCCAGCUUGGAGAACGAGAUUGAACAGCUUUAGAAGGGCCUUCUCCAGCUCAGGGGUGCUGUGUUUCAGCAUUCCAGUCCUGAUGCUGUCAGGUUAGUUUGUCAGGAUGACUUCCUGUGUGUUUUCCCUCUUCUUCCUGCUCUCCCUCUGUUCCUCCAUCACUGCCGACGGUCCCACCGGACUCAAAGUGAGAAUCACCGACAAAGCGACGGAGCUCUUGAAAGCUUCCGGUCUGAAGUAUUUGAGGGAGCUGGUUAACAAACCUUCUCAGGAUAUCCCGGGGUUAAAGUGCUACAUUAAACAGUUUACAUUGACUCGUCUGGACGUGAACCCAAAUGAUGUCGUUGUCAGGUUCCAGCCGGGUUCAGGUCUUCAGUUUGAGUUCAGGGACCUGAGCUUCACUGCAGAAUUCCAAAGAGAAAUUUGCAUGUUUAAGAGGAACUUCUUAAAAGGACCGGCUGUCCUAACAGGAGAACGUGUUGGAGUCACCAUCGGAGUGAGACUGAUCCAACCCGAAGGACGUCUGAGACUCAAGAUACCGCCUGGAGACUCAGGAUGUAAGAUCCAAGCUGACAGCAUCCGUGUGGACUCAACCGGAAUAGUGGGGUUGCUGCUGACCGCUGUUCAACUCAGAGGAUAUAUCCAGAAUCAGUUCACCUCCCUGUUCUGUCCUGCUGUUAGGGAUCUUGUUGUCCCAUAUGUAAACACCAUGUUGUUGGACCUCGACAUGGAGAGCACUUUGAGCGAAGGCCACAAAAUCAACCUCCACUACUAUCUGAGUAGAGACGUCACGGUGACGUCCAACAGCCUAGACGUGCCUUUCACAGGUAUAGUGUACCAAGAUUACCACGAUGACAGAAUCCCUGAAUUACCAGCACCUUUUGUAGAGCCGGUGUUCACGGAUAAAGAAAGUAACCUGAUGGCUUACUUGGGUGUCUCUGAAGAUCUGUUUAAAACCGCUGGCUGGGCGCUCUACAACCACGGGCCUUUUGAACUGGACAGUUCAGAGGCUAAAUCUUUUAUUAAUUUUUUUCUGAAAAACGUGGGAUUGCGUAAGGGUCCUCUUCAAGUUGAGCUCACUAAGCUGCCAGUCAUCAAUAUCGACAACAAUGGAUUAUCUGUCAACGUGGAGGCCAUCGCCCAAUCUCUGGUCGAUCCACCACCUCCGCCUCUUCCCGUGGAGUGUCAUUUUAGGAUAAAGGUCAAAAUGAAUGGACGCCGUCUGAUUCUUCAGUCUUCAAGCUUCUCCAAGUGUGAUGCCAAACCUGGAACCAAAAAGGGAAAAUUUGCGGUUGUACUAGCUAAGCCCAUAAUCAGAUUGAUGCCAUCAUUAAUUAAGAUCUGGUUUAAAAAAGGAAUCCAGAUUCCUCUCCCUGAUGGUCUGGACUUCACUCAGACACAGAUCGACUAUCAUCCUGGCUACCUGGUGGUCGGGGGGGACCUGACCUUCACUGGGUAGUGAUGUCAUCCAUCCGUCUUCAACCGCUGAUCCCGGGGUCGGGUCACGGUGCAGCAGCUUCACUCAGGGACUCCAACUUCUCCUCUUCUGAGCCUCGUUGAUUGUCAUUAUUAUUAUUAUUAUUAUUAUUAUUAUCGGCCGAGCAGCAAAGCUGCAGGACUCUGUUGUUUAGGGGCCAAGCAGUUCAAAUGUUUUACUGCAUACACUGGUGUUAACAAAUACUGCAUACAGUAGUGUAAACAAAUACUGCAUACAGUACGUGAAAAAAUACUGCAUACAGUAGUGUAAACAAAUACUGCAUACAGUACGUGAAAAAAUACUGCAUACAGUAGUGUAAACAAAUACUGCAUACAUCUUCCAAAUUACAUCUUUAAUGUUAGUGGAAGAAAACAAAUCACAACAUUCUGAGAUCACUGUCCCAAAAAAUUUAUACAUAUUUUUUUUUAAUUGUGUCCUCAUCUAUGCUAUUUCAGUCACUGCAGAAUAUAUUACAGGCAUCUCCAUGUUAUGUUGCUUGUAAGAGCAGCGGUGCCGAGAGAAUUAAAUAGAACUUAUAUUUAUAUGUUUGCGUUCUAGCGCUGGGUUUAUACAGACAGUAGUCUCUCCUGGCCAGAUCUUCCUCCACAGCUCACUGGAGGAAGGUCUGACUAGUCCACACAGAAUUCCCGGAUGGGAGGACAACAUGC
Perca fluviatilis (European perch) is the source of this 4166-nucleotide messenger RNA. Its product is annotated as phospholipid transfer protein-like. The transcript is spliced from 15 exons. The record is from RefSeq and is a predicted model, not a curated record. Gene Ontology annotation, molecular function: lipid binding. The coding region runs from base 2128 to 3480 and encodes 450 amino acids. NCBI's taxonomy places the organism in Eukaryota, Metazoa, Chordata, Actinopteri, Perciformes, Percidae.